AUGAUGAACAGUCCACGCGCAAACAACAGCAACGCCAACAAAAGUAGCAACGAGAUCGAACGUAAGCUUCAGCGGGUGGAGGCUGAUUUUCGUCGCCAGCGUGAAGAAGCUCGGCGUGCGGCAGAACUUGCUGCCGAGCGAUUGCGGCUUGCCCAAGAAGACGCUGCAAGUCGUCGCAAAACAGUGGACGACUUGCAAGUGAAACUGCAACAUGUCCACGUUGACAAAGACUCUCGCACCAAGUUCUAUGAGCUUACUGUCAGCGUCGAAAUGUCGACCAAAGAGGCGCAUUUCCAACAUGCCGAAUUUGUCCAAAAACGCGAAAAGGUUGGUGCUUAUCAGCGUGAUCUCGUCCGUGCGCGGGCCAAGCGGUCCGCCACGCUUCGCUCUCUCCAAGACGUCUUGAGAUGCCAGCGGAGCCGUCAUGCUAGCCAGUUAUGUACUGGUUUUGAUGUGCUUUGUGGCUCUACGUCAAGACAAUACCUAGAGCAAGAACUCAGGGACGAUCGUGAUGGACGUCUCACUCAUAAAUGGCCACGUCUUAUUCACGAGCAAACGAAAAAAAUCAAAAAAUCAAAUUCUGAACUUGAACAGGUGACCAUUCCGCGUCUGCAACGCGCAAUAGAGGCCUACCAACGCCAGUUUGUUGGUCCGUCCGCUGUUGUUGAUACUCAAAUGGAGAACAAUAUCAUGGAAGUCUCCUUGUCACAGAACGAAAUGCCUCCUCCUUUCCCAAAGUCUAGUAUGUAG
This is a messenger RNA of Phaeodactylum tricornutum CCAP 1055/1, 750 nucleotides long. RefSeq lists its product with no specific name. The record is from RefSeq and is a predicted model, not a curated record. Lineage: Eukaryota; Bacillariophyta; Bacillariophyceae; Surirellales; Neidiaceae. Bases 1 to 750 code for a protein of 249 amino acids. The transcript has 2 exons.